AAUUCACAACCUGUAAAAGCAAGGAACUCAAAGGACUGGAGUUAGAGAAAAACAAUCAUACAAUAUAUUGAUGAACUGUAAGCAUAAAAUGAGGAUUUGACACUUGCUGACAUAUAAAUCCUGAUGGAAUGAAAACUUGGAGGUGGUCAUUUUGGAAGCUUCCUAGGAGACCUGGAGACAAUGGAGAGAGUACCCAUGGAUGAUGUCUCUGAUUUAGCACACUUUGACUUUCCAAACCCAGACACAGACUGCACUCCUCUCAUCACAGCCAGCCACAAGGGCCUAACAGAGGUUGUAUGUUUGCUUUUGAAGAAAGGUGUUGAUGUCACUUUGUGUAACCAUAGUAACCAGACAGCAGUGCAUCUAGCUAACCCCACGAUCCAGGGAAUCCUGCUGUCCGCUGUAAAUGGAGAUGCACUUCCCCAGAGGCAACUACUACAAGCUGCGUGGCAGGGCGACCUCAAGCACCUUCAACAUCUGCUGGCAGAGUCAGCCACAGUGGAUGUGAAUGUUCCAAACCAGGAUGGGCUGAAUGCUCUCAUGCUGGCAGUGCGAGACAUUGACCUGUUUGAGAGGCUCAGAGCCCUGCUGCCUGCAGAGUACAGACCAGUGGAGGUGAUCAAGGAGCUGCUUAAAAACCACAUGUGAGUCCAAGUAGACACUUUAGCUCAUUCAGAAUUACAGCAUUUUAUAUACAUAUUUGGAGUACAGUGUUUCCAGUCUCACUUUAGUAUACUGUUCUUGAUCCUUUUCUUAAACAAA
Acipenser ruthenus (sterlet) is the source of this 762-nucleotide messenger RNA. RefSeq lists its product as uncharacterized. The record is from RefSeq and is a predicted model, not a curated record. Bases 181 to 648 code for a protein of 155 amino acids. Gene Ontology annotation, molecular function: protein binding. Lineage: Eukaryota; Metazoa; Chordata; Actinopteri; Acipenseriformes; Acipenseridae. The transcript has 4 exons.